Molecule: messenger RNA, 2630 nt
Organism: Labrus mixtus (cuckoo wrasse)
Lineage: Eukaryota; Metazoa; Chordata; Actinopteri; Labriformes; Labridae
Gene: tap2t
Product: transporter associated with antigen processing, subunit type t, teleost specific
Exons: 12
Coding region: 237-2372 (711 amino acids)
Biological process (GO): transmembrane transport
Cellular component (GO): membrane
Molecular function (GO): ABC-type oligopeptide transporter activity; ATP binding; ATP hydrolysis activity
Source: RefSeq, a predicted model, not a curated record
GUCAAAACUAACAACGGGGGGAAAAAACAACACAUUUCCUUAUAUUAAGACAGUGUUUGCUUUAUUUAAUCCCUCCUCUUUAUUUUUGGUUUACGGAAACACCCGAGGACAUCCGAGUCAGCCGAACGAAAAUGAAACUAAAAGUAAACAAACGGUUAGCAGUUAGCAUGCUAGCUUAGCGAGGACUGUGAGGGUGUAACACGCGUCUUGCAGUGCGACGUUCCCACCAGAGGAAAAUGAGGGAAGUCGCAGCAUGUGGACUGGUAAUUCUCCUAUUCGACGGGGCGUUGUGUUUGGCGCUGUGGGUCGGACUCAUGCUGCUCAAGUGCCCCGGCUGUGGUGGACUCGCAGCAGUUUGGGCCUUCGGGGCAGCGAAGUGGGUCGCCCUCCAUUUGUUCACCUCCACGCUGACCGACGGAAAGCCGCCGGCGGUGCUGCGCAGGUUCUCGGCGCUCCUCUGCCUCCUCUCUCCCGUGUUUGAGAGCGGACAGCUCCUCAUGGCUCCUCCCUCGGCGGCGUCCACCUCGCUGUGUCCCAACCUCGGCACGCUGCUCCUGGGCGGCGCGUCCUCCUCGCUGGCCUGUGUGGUUUGGGAGGCGGGACUCUGCGGCGACGGGAAGGUCAAGAAGGAGCGACUGGACUCCAGACGGCUGCUUCUGAGGGUGCUGAAGUACUUUAAACCAGACGCUCUUUAUGUGAUCGCAGCUUUCAGCGCUCUCAUCCUCGGCGUCUACUGUGAUACAUACAUCCCGUUGUAUCAGGGGGAAGUCAUCGACAUGCUCAGCGGUCCUGUGCUGCAAACCAGCUUCUGUUACACGAUUGGACAGCUCGCUCUUUUCUCUCUCGGAAGCGCUCUGUUCUCGGGCUUGAGAGGAGGCAUGUUUAAGUGCGCUCUGGCCAGACUGAACAAAAGGCUGCAGCACCUCCUGUUUCACACCCUCCUGCAGCAGGAAGUGCACUUCUUCGACGAGAACAACGCAGGGCGCCUCACAUCCCACCUGCACUUCGACGUGGACCGGAUGGGUCGCACCGUGGCGCUGAACGCCAACGCCCUGCUCCGCAGCACGGUCAAAACCGUCCUCAUGCUCAACGUGAUGCUGCAGCUCUCCUGGGAGCUCACCGUGCUCACCUGCAUCGAGAUGCCGCUGUUGGCCGUCAUGCAGAACAAAUACAACGCCUUGUCCAUGAAGCUGAAGGAUCAGAUCCAGGAGUGCCAGGCGCAGAACAAAGACCUGGCGACUCAGACCAUCAGUAAGAUGCACACGGUCCGCAGCUUCAAGGCAGAGAAAGAUGAACUGAGGAGGUACGACGAGGCGGUGGAGCGGAUGUCGGCUCUGCAGAGAAAAUCAAGGAUCUACAGCUCAGCCUUCACCUUCAUACGGAGGCUUGUGGGUCUGGGGAUUAAAGUUUGGAUGUUGGUCGAGGCUCGCAGUCUCAUCUCGUCGGGUCGCCUCAGCAUCGGAGGUCUCGUGUCCUUUCUCUUGUACCAAAAGCCCAUGUCGUACAGUUUAAGGGAGAUUAUGUAUUCUGUGGGAGACACGGUGUCCUCAGUCGGAGUCAUCGACAAAGUGUUCAGUUAUCUGGACAGAAAACCAAAGUGUAAGCCGGCGGGAGGUUUAGCUCACAAGAAGCUGCAGGGGAGGAUCCUUUUCAAAAACGUCACCUUCACAUAUCCCUCAGCCUCUCAAGAUAAACCCGCUCUGAAGUCGGUUUCUCUGGAGCUGCAGCCUGGAAAGAUGACCGCUCUGGUGGGUCCGUCGGGCAGCGGGAAGACGUCCUGUGUGAGUCUCCUGAAGAGGCUGUACGAGCCUCAGGAGGGAGAGAUCCUGCUGGAUGGAGAACCGCUGCACCACUAUGAUCACAAAUACCUCCAUCAGAAGGUGACCUUGGUUUCCCAGAAUCCUUUGCUGUUCUCUGGUUCGCUGCGGUACAACAUUGAAUACGGCCUGAAGGACUGCAGCUUGGAGACGGUGACAGAAGCUGCAAAGAAAGCCAACGCACACAAGUUCAUCUCUGAGCUGGAGGACGAGUAUGACACGGAUAUAGGGGAAUGUGGCGGCAGACUCUCGGGCGGACAGCGGCAGUCCAUCGCCAUCGCCAGAGCUCUGGUUAGAGACCCUCAAGUGAUCGUACUGGACGAGGCCACCAGCAAACUGGACGUUGAAGCGCAGCAUGCUGUUCUGCAGGAGGUUCUGUCCUGCGGUCGGACGGUCCUGGUCGUGGCUCAUCAGCUGAAGACGGUGGAGAAGGCCGAUCACAUCAUCUUCAUGGAGAAAGCCCAGGUGGUGGAGGAGGGGACGCACCGAGAACUGAUGGCCAAGAGAGGACGCUACCAUCGUCUGAAAGAGGAGCUGUUCUCUGACUCUCAGUGAUUUGGAGUUUCACUGUUCAGACAAAAACGUUUAGUCUGCAAAAGAGGAUUUUAAAGUGUAAAAGCUCUUCAUGCACGGUGACUCGUAGUUCAGCAUCCAUCCUGAAAUGUUCAGUCUACUGAGGUGGACCUGAAAAAAUGGCUACUGAAUGACCACGAGGGUUCAGACUACUGAAAAGUCCGCACUCCAAACUGUUUAUGUAAAUUUCCACUGAGAGAAACUAAUUUAAUGCACACAAUGUUAGAUCUUACAAUUAAA